GUCCGGGCAUGUGGUAAUAGUAUUUAACUAGUCUCCAGCAAGGAGAUGGAGAUUCCACAUGUAAAUGAUACCAUAUGACAUCUGUAAGGGGAUCCUGGGAGCUAAUGUCAGAAGAAAGUGACUCGCUGAGAACCAGCCCUUCCGCGGCCUCGCUUUCGGAAAAUGAGCUGCCGCCGCCUUCCGCCCCCGCCGGCUACGUGUGCUCACUGACUGAGGACCUGGUGGCCAAAGCCAGGGAGGAGCUGCAGGAGAAGCCAGAAUGGAGGCUCCGCGACGUGCAGGCUCUGCGGGACAUGGUGCGCAAGGAGUGCCCCAACCUGAACACCUCGCUGGAGGACGCCUUCCUGCUGCGCUUCCUCCGCGCCCGCAAGUUUGACUAUGACCGGGCCCUCCAGCUGCUCGUCAACUACCACAGCUGCCGGAGAAGCUGGCCCGAAGUCUUCAACAACCUGCGGCCUUCCGCCUUGAAGGAGGUCCUGGCCUCCGGCUUCCUCACCGUGCUGCCGCACACCGACCCCAGGGGCUGCCACGUCCUCUGCCUCCGCCCAGACAGGUGGAUCCCGAGCAACUACCCAAUUACGGAAAACAUCCGAGCCAUAUACCUGACAUUAGAGAAACUCAUUCAGUCUGAAGAAACCCAGGUGAAUGGAAUUGUAAUUCUUGCAGACUACAAAGGAGUGAGCUUAUCAAAGGCAUCUCAUUUUGGCCCUUUUAUAGCCAAAAAGGUGAUUGGCAUCCUUCAGGACGGUUUCCCCAUUCGGAUCAAAGCAGUCCAUGUAGUGAAUGAACCUCGAAUAUUUAAAGGUAUUUUUGCCAUCAUAAAACCAUUUCUGAAGGAGAAGAUAGCAAACAGAUUUUUCCUUCACGGGUCUGACCUGAACUCUCUCCAUACAAACCUUCCAAGAAACAUCCUCCCCAGGGAAUACGGGGGCACGGCUGGAGAGCUGGACAUCACCGCCUGGAAUGCGGUGCUGCUGGCCUCGGAGGAGGACUUCGUGAGGGAGUUCUGCCAGCCGGGCCCUCCCUGUGACAGCAUCCUGGGCCAGCCCCUGCCACCCGAGGGGCUGAGCUCAGAGGCGCCCUGUGAUGACUCCAUGCGGGCCGUGAAAUCGCAGCUGUACUCCUGCUACUAGCCAGUCUCCCGCGAAUGUCACCAUCUUCACAACCUUUCCUUCUUUCUUCGGAGAGGCCCAAGGAGGAUUCGAGGUGCCAGGGAUUGUCUUGCUCCUUGGAACGGAACUGCAGCAUGGGGGAAAAGCCUGGAGAGCUCUGAGCCACAGGGUGAGGUUUGGGUGGCUUGAAUGACUCUGGAAGACAUGGAGAAAGUCCCCCAGCAAUUCCAAAAUAUUUGGAAUCCCAGUGUGCAGCCAUGAAUGUGGAAGCCGUGUCUGGUAAUUACAGAGCUCAAAGCAAGAAACAUCAGGACCAACGUCACUUUGAUCCCACGUUCCAGGAGAAAACCCCGAUUGGCCAGGCAGAGCAUUCCUGUGAGACGAUUUGACCACGCCUGCCAGGGGGCCACAUGUAAGAUGGUGAGAUUGUCUUCAAAGAGACUACAGACCUCUCUCAUCUUGAAAGUCUGAGGGUCUGGAAAGCACCUUUACUGAAUCAUGCAAGAGGACAGAAGCAGCACCUCCUGAUCAAACUCGGGAACCAGGGACCUUAUGUACCCUUGGGAUUCAUGGGUUGAAUCUUGCAAUAGAACUUUAAAGUUUUCCCGAACCCAUUAAGCCUUAGUCCUGGUUCUCAAAAGAAUCAUACGUGAUCCUAGACGCACAUGAGUUUACUCAACCAAGAAGCCUGGAUGUCAGUCCUGUAUAGCUAAAAGAAUUCUGGCCUAAG
Molecule: messenger RNA, 1842 nt
Organism: Budorcas taxicolor (takin)
Lineage: Eukaryota; Metazoa; Chordata; Mammalia; Artiodactyla; Bovidae
Gene: TTPAL
Product: alpha tocopherol transfer protein like
Exons: 6
Coding region: 75-1133 (352 amino acids)
Cellular component (GO): membrane
Molecular function (GO): phosphatidylinositol bisphosphate binding
Source: RefSeq, a predicted model, not a curated record